UAGCAAAAUAUUGAUUAGUUCCAGGUCUCACCACAGAAGCCAAAAGUCAGCAAAAGUGGUUUAGUAACGAACUCUCUUCUCCUCCAAAGGUUCAAACUUUGAGCUUGUCUCCGAGGAGCUGAGAUCUCCAGCCCAGCUCAAGAUCUAGGGUUUCCGUUUCAGUCAUGGAGGAGAAGGUAGUCGCUGUAAUCAUGGUGGGCGGGCCUACCAAAGGGACUAGGUUUCGGCCUCUGUCAUUCAACACCCCGAAACCGCUGUUCCCAUUGGCUGGGCAGGCUAUGGUGUACCACCCCAUUUCAGCUUGUAAAAAGAUACCCAAUUUAGCACAAAUCUAUUUGGUUGGAUUCUAUGAAGAGAAAGAAUUUGCACUGUACGUGUCUUCCAUUUCCAAUGAGCUCAGAGUGCCAGUGAGGUACUUGAGAGAGGACAAACCGCACGGCUCGGCCGGCGGACUGUAUUACUACAGAGAUAUCAUCAUGGAAGACAGCCCGUCGCACAUCUUUUUGCUGAACUGUGAUGUUUGCUGCAGUUUUCCGCUUGCAGACAUGCUUGAGGCUCAUAAAGGAUAUAAGGGGAUGGGUACAAUGUUAGUAAUUAAGGUUUCUGCUGAAUCUGCGAACCAGUUUGGGGAGUUGGUUGCUGAUCCUGCCACCAAAGAACUAUUGCAUUAUACUGAGAAGCCAGAGACUUUUGUGAGUGAUUUGAUCAAUUGUGGUGUAUAUGUAUUUACUCCAGAUAUUUUUUCUGCCAUUCAAGAAGUCUCCAGUCACCGAGAAGGCAGAGCUAAUUUACGUCGUGUUUCCAGCUUUGAAGCCCUCCAGUCCGCAACAAGGACUCUUCCUACAGAUUUUGUUAGAUUGGAUCAAGAUAUUUUGUCACCUCUUGCUGGAAAGAAGAAACUGUAUACAUAUGAGACCAUGGACUUUUGGGAACAGAUCAAGACUCCUGGAAUGUCUUUAAAAUGUUCGGGUUUGUAUCUUUCUCAAUUCCAAAUUAACUCCGAACACCUUUUAGCUAGUGGAGAUGGUACCAAGAAUGCUAGAAUUGUUGGUAAUGUUUAUGUUCAUCCAUCGGCAAAAGUACAUCCAACUUCUAAGAUUGGUCCCGAUGUGUCUCUUUCAGCAAAUGUUCGUGUAGGGGCAGGAGUAAGGCUUAUAAAUUGCAUUGUCUUGGAUGACGUGGAAAUCAAGGAAAAUGCAGUCGUUAUAAAUGCUAUUGUUGGAUGGAAGUCAUCUAUUGGAAAAUGGUCGCGUGUCCAGGCUGACGGAGACUACAGCGCAAAGCUUGGAAUUACCAUCCUCGGAGAAGAGGUGACAGUUGAAGACGAAGUUGUGGUGAUCAACAGCAUCGUUCUCCCAAAUAAGACUCUUAACGUUAGCGUACAGGAGGAAAUCAUUUUAUGAUAUUCAAGAGAGAGCUUGCUUCCUGGUUUUUGCUCGCCGCUCGUGUUCAUGCCGGUAUUUUUGUUUAAUUAUUUUGGUUGACCAGCGUAUUGUAUAAUCGUGCUACGCAAGAACAGCUACGUAACAUUUUUGUUUCGACGAAGAAUGCAUUUGUAUCAGAUAUGUAAAAGUUUAUUUGUUUACGAAGGGCAGUCUCAAAUGUGCCAGAAAGCGUUUAUGUCGAAAUGAAAUCGAACUUGAGACAUCGAGUUAAUA
Molecule: messenger RNA, 1658 nt
Organism: Pyrus x bretschneideri (Chinese white pear)
Lineage: Eukaryota; Viridiplantae; Streptophyta; Magnoliopsida; Rosales; Rosaceae
Product: mannose-1-phosphate guanyltransferase alpha
Exons: 14
Coding region: 165-1403 (412 amino acids)
Biological process (GO): biosynthetic process
Cellular component (GO): cytoplasm
Source: RefSeq, a predicted model, not a curated record